This is a messenger RNA of Mucor velutinosus, 2622 nucleotides long. RefSeq lists its product as uncharacterized. Gene Ontology annotation, biological process: septin ring organization; intracellular signal transduction; establishment of cell polarity. The record is from RefSeq and is a predicted model, not a curated record. Gene Ontology annotation, cellular component: mating projection tip; nucleus; division septum. Gene Ontology annotation, molecular function: protein binding; guanyl-nucleotide exchange factor activity. The transcript has 3 exons. Bases 1 to 2622 code for a protein of 873 amino acids. Lineage: Eukaryota; Fungi; Mucoromycota; Mucoromycetes; Mucorales; Mucoraceae.
AUGAUUGACAUGCCAAUGCCAUCCUUCUCCAUCACAAACAAGCCUUCAUCUGGUACAUCAUUAUACCACACCUGUCGCUCAGUACUGGAUAAAUUAGCGCUUGUAGAGGGCAUGACAUACUAUUUGGAUUUUGAAAACCUGAGCUUGAUCACAUCCACCACGGGCUCAUCUGUCAUGUCGUCUGAAUCAGGCUCCACUACAAGCAGCAGCAACCUUUCAAAUGAUCCCCUUACAAAAUUAUGGGAACUGUGUAGACGAGGUGCUCCGCUCGCAACCUUAUUCAAUGCCUUGAAUCCAUCAGAACCACUCAAGCUAGAUUUCACUCAGAACCACCAAUUAAAUGAGUGCAAGAAAACUGUCUAUCAUUUCAUCGUUGCAUGCAGAAAUCAAUUGGACUUCAAAGAGGAGGACGUAUUCACAUUGUCUGAUCUCUACAAGGACAAUACAAACGGCUUUGUCAAGGUGGUGAAUACAAUCGAUCUCAUUUUGCAGUUACUGGAAGAAAAGGGCAUCAUUUGCACAAAAGAUUCCGCCAAUAGAAACUCGCUCAAUGCACCAAAAGAUACCAGAGACAAGGUUGUCCAUGAGCUGCUUGAGACAGAGCGCAAAUAUGUACAAGAUUUGGAGGUUCUGCAGAAUUAUAUGCGUGAAUUACAGAUCCAGGAAGUUCUGAAUCCCGAUACAAUUCACUAUCUGUUUGGCAACCUCAACACGCUGGUCGAUUUUCAACGUCGUUUCUUGAUUUACCUGGAGGAAAUUGGAGAAAAGCCUGCUGAAGAACAAAAUUUUGGAUCUCUUUUCAGCCAAAUGGAAGAUCAGUUUACUGUUUAUGAACCUUAUUGUGCAAACUACUUUUCUGCUCAAGAUCUGGUGGUUCAAGAAGCGCCUAAAUUACAGAAAUUGGCUGGCAUUUUAAAUCCGGUAUAUGAACUGCCUUCCAUGCUCAUCAAGCCUGUACAGCGUAUCUGUAAAUAUCCUUUGCUACUGAACCAAUUGAUCAAGUCGAUGAAACCUGAUUGGCCUCACUAUGAAGACAUGGAAGAAGGUUUAGAAUCUGUUAAACGUGUGACAGAAAAGGUCAAUGAAACUCAACGCAAGCAUGAAAAUAUCCAAGUUGUCGACGAUCUAAAGAGAAGAGUCGAUGAAAUGCGCACUGCUCAAAUCGAUAGCUUUGGCAGCUUGCUGCUGCACGACAAACUCGUCAUGCAACAAUCAGAUGAAUCGGAUAAGGAAAUGCACAUCUUCUUCUUUGAGAGAACCAUGCUGAUCUGCAAAGAAAGCAAAGAUGCCACCAAGAACAAGAGUGCGAAAUCAAUCAAGAAGAAACGAAGGGGAAGUCUGCAGCCCAAGGGUCUCAUUGUCAUGAGCAGGAUUUUGUCUGUUCGAAACACAUCGACUGGCGAAGGAAACUGGUAUCUGCGUGUCGAUUGGAAAGAUGGCGAAGUCCAUACAGUUACAUUGAAAUUUAGAAAUGAAGAACAGGUCAGGUUAUGGGAAUCAACUCUCAAGAGAAGAAUGUCUCCUAUGAAAUCUACCGUUUCCAACACUCAACUCGCCUCCAUGAAGAAUGCGCAUCAACAAGUGCCUGCCUCUCUUCGCACUGACGAUGAGGAUGAAUACAAUGACGACGCAACUCUUGUUCAAAGAUCCAGAUCCAACUCUUUAUCUGCUCAUUUGCUCAAUUCGAUCUCUGGUAGACCGAAGAUCCCUCGCAAUAUGAGCGCUGAUCAAGCUGCACAUGGAAAACAACGCUAUACUGCUGGUACAAAUAGCCCUCUUCCACGUACAAGUUCAAGUGCAAACACUCACAAUGCCCACGAUUAUUACUAUCCUGCUUCUCCUCCACCUUCCAAUCCUUCCUCGCCUACCACAUCCUCUCGUGCUUCACAAUCUAGUACAACCAGCUCGACCAGAGUCGGCGCAUCUCCAUUAGCUGAUAUUGCAUCGAAAUUCAUGUCCACUAGUAGUGGUAGUAGCACUGAAGAUGAUUACAGACAAUUUCCCCUUCCACCUCCACCUCCACCUCAUGUCAAUCGUAGUCAAUCACAUUCUGCUGCAUCACCUUAUCAUACCAUCAGUGCAACCACAUAUCAACAACAGCAGCAACAACAGCAGCUUUCAGCAUCCCCCAGACUUAGAUCCCAAAGUAGCCCGAAUAUUCAUCAUAACAAUAUCAGCAGCAUGGAAGAUGCGCCUCAAUUACCAUUUAAUUCACGUACAUUAUAUCAAACACCACCAUCACCACUUGAUUCUCCCAUCAGGGACAGCAAUAUAUCCUAUCGUACUACCAACAGUAACACAUCUCGUAUAUCCGACCUGAGCAACCAGCAGGUACCACUUUCUCCCAUCAGCAGUAUAUCAGGAUGCGUCAAAAUCAAAUUAAACUACAAUGAUGGUAUCUACGUCGUCAUGUGCUCCAGCGAAGUGUUAUAUUAUGAAUUGAUGGACAAGGUAGAACGCAAGAUUCGACUUGUUGCUAAUUUGCAGCCGAAUGAUAUCCUCAGACUCAGGUACCAAGAUGAAGAUGGUGAUUUGAUCACUAUUAACUCUGAUGACGAUGUGCAAAUGGCUUUUGAAAGCAGAGGAAACUUGAACACUAUCAAUCUGUUUGUCAGUGUUUAA